AUGGAGCUGCACAUGAGAUUUGGGCUUACAAAAGUCCUGUCGUCGGGCACACUCGAUCGUGUCAAACAAUGGGAGUGGAGUGGAGUGAGGCUGUCUAAGCUGCUAGCAGCUGUUCAUCCGCUGGUUCGAUAUAGGGCCGUCCCUUUGUCUCUUCCUCUGCCGUCUCGCAGCUCACUUGAACAGACGCCACAGACCCGCCCAGGCCAGGCCCAGCGAAAUCCCGGCUAUGCCUGCCUGGCGACUGCGCAUGCCAAAAAACGAGCCGCUCUUCAGGAUGGCUUGGCGCUGUUGCUGGAGCUGGGAUGUGCCCGAGAUGUAGCUGUACGCCGCAAGGCCGAGGAAGGCACCGCCGCCUGUGAGUGUCAGCCCGAGUCAAACUGUCCACAAUACCGUGGAAAGUCACAGAACACGGAAAAGAACGUAAACCAAGAAGAAAAGGAGGGAAAACGCACCAACAACACGACACGGCAGACAGUCUUCGCCGCGGUCCUCCUUGAGCAGGUCCUGGUACUUCUCGGGCCGGUCAAGCGACGCAACAGAAGGAAUAUUGCUGCUGCCCAUGGUUGGGUGGUCGUGAUGGUCUCGUCUCGCUUUCAGCUGUAUUAUGUAAUUUUCGAAGGCCUAAACUGGCCAUCCGCUACCGAUCCACAGGCCGCUGAUUUCCAGAUUUGGCGGGGCAUGCGACCGACUCGUGCCCGCCGUCCCAAGCUGCGACAUCGCGUCACCACCACCGACAGUCGCUCUUUCUUGCACCGAAUUUCUGGCCUCCCACUCCUUCCUCUUUCCUCCUUCCUCCUUCCACAGUCCAUGGCCCUCGCUCUUUCCGGCAACCACAACCCACCAUGGACGGGUGCCCCCAUAUUGUCGCACACCUAUACGGGGCGGCCGCUCUCCGCGGCACAGCUCCUCCCGCUGUAUCUCGACCAGCAGCGCCAGCAGCAGCAACAACAAACGUCUGCUUCUUUCUCGUCGUCGUCCUCGUCGCUCUCUUCCCCGUCUGCGUCUGCGGCCGCCAGUCCUGCGGCGCUGCGCAAGCAGCCCGCCAGUCUCGUCUACAUCUCCGACACGAAUCCGCCAACGCUCGUCUUCUCCAUCGUCCACGCCGGCCUGCUCCUUUUGCUGACGACAUCGUCGGAGCUGGAGCCGCUGCUGGCCCUCGAGUUUCUGCACCGCGUCGCCGACGCCCUCGAGGAGUUUCUGGGCAGCCCGCUGUUGGCCAGCAAAAUCGAGGCGAGCUACGAGGUCGUCGCCCAGCUGCUGACGGAGAUGUGCGAUGCCGGCACCGUGGGCACCACCGAGCCCGAUGCGCUGCACGACCUGGUCGAGGUCGAGGGCCUCGUCGGCAAGCUGCUCGGCAGCAUCACGCUGCCCAGCAAGGCCGCCGCUGCCCUCUCGUCUGCCGCCGCCCAGGCCACGUCGUCCUCGCUGUCCUCUGCCUCCUCGCCCAACCCCCUCCUCUCCUCCUCCAUGUCCUCCAUAUCGUCGUCCUCCAUCAAGGGGCCACAAAACGGCGGCAGCGCCGCAGCGGCCGGUGGCGGGCCGGCCUUGCCCUGGCGCCGCGCCAACGUCCGCCACACAUCCAACGAGAUGUACGCCGACGUUGUCGAGUCGCUGUCAGUCACGCUGGCGCCCUCGGGCCGCCCCCUGGCUGCCUUUGCCCAGGGCUCCAUUGCCUUUACCGCCAAGGUCUCUGGCUUGCCGGACAUAUUGCUGACGCUGACGGGGCCCUCGGGCAAGCACAACCUCGGCCGCAUCCUGGAGCUGCCCGUCUUCCACCCGUGCGUGCGACUCGCGCGCUGGAAAGAGCGGCCCGGCGAGCUCAGUUUCGUGCCGCCCGACGGCCGGUUUUUGCUGGCCGCCUACGAGGUUGACCUCAUGCCCUUUGACGCGGCCAACGGCGACGCAUUUUCUGCCACCGCUGCCAACAGCGGCCUGCGCAUGCCCGUCAAUGUCGAGAUCAAGACGAACCUGGGCCCUGUCGGCGCCGACUUUGCCGUCCGCGCCACCAUCAACCGCACAUUUGCCUUUGGCCGCCCGAACGGCCCUUCCAGUAGCGGUGGCGGCGGUGGUGGCGGCGGAGGUGGAGGAGGCGUUCGUAGUCUCGGUGGCCCGCAUCCGGGCUCACCGGGCACCCCGCUGUUGGAGGAUGUGCGCAUCACCAUCCCUCUCCCGUCGGACGUGCGGAACCUGCUCGAGAUCCGGCCCACGCGCGGCGAUGCCGUUUACAACCCGGGCGAGCGCGUUCUCGAGUGGCACAUCCCGGCCAAGGACGUUGCCAGCGGUAUGACGUCCUUUGGCCUGCAGUGCACGGUGGUCGGCCAGCAACGGCCCGGGCAUCUCGACCUGGACGGCGACGACAGCGAAAACAGCGACGACGACAAUGCUGGCGGUGGCGGUGGCAGCGGACAGCAGAGCAGGCCAAACAACGACUACGGUUUUGCCGCAUACACGGACGACGAGCCCUAUCAAGACGACGCCCCGAAGCAAGACCGCGCAGAAACCCAGGGAGCACCCCUUCGGCGAAAAGAAAAGAAGAAGAAGAAGAAAGACAAGGGUACGGGCACUGGCACAACAAAAACAAAAUCCGCAAAGACAAAAAAGGCCCCCAAAACGCCAAAUACCGUACCCAGUUCGUUGGAAGCCGCGCCUCCCAUCGAGACGGCGGCCGAAGCGGCGGCCAGCCGCAAAAUCGCCCAGAACAAGAUCUUGAUGCCCAGUUCGGCCUCGGUGAGCUUCUCCGUCAAGGGCUGGUUGGCGAGCGGCGUUCGUGUCGAGAGUAUUGUCCUCGAUACCAAGCGCAGCCGCGGCCUCGGCGACGGUGUGCGGCCCUUCAAGGGCGUCAAGUACGUGACCGUCAGCAAGGGCGGCAUUGAGCUGCGGUGUUAG
Messenger RNA from Sporothrix schenckii 1099-18, 2886 nucleotides. Its product is annotated as AP-3 adaptor complex subunit mu. Gene Ontology annotation, biological process: endocytosis. Bases 1 to 2886 code for a protein of 961 amino acids. Gene Ontology annotation, cellular component: cytoplasmic vesicle. Lineage: Eukaryota; Fungi; Ascomycota; Sordariomycetes; Ophiostomatales; Ophiostomataceae. The transcript has 3 exons. The record is from RefSeq and is a predicted model, not a curated record.